AUGUGCAGAAUUUGCACUUCAGUAACACCAGGGGAGCCUCAAAUCACACUCAGCUCAGAAAAAUCAUUUACCUACGAUUAUGUCUUUGACACGGAUUGUGAUCAGGAGGAGGUGUACAAUACCUGUGUUAGGAAACUCGUUGAUGGGGCCCUAGAGGGAUACAAUGCCACUGUUUUGGCUUAUGGGCAGGCGAGUUUUUAUUACUUUUCAACGGGAAGUGGAAAAACAUACACGAUGGGAACUGGAUUUGAAGUAGAAGUACAAGAAAAUCAAGUCGGUAUCCUCCCACGCGCUAUUCAUCAUGUAUUUGGUGGCAUUAAGGAAAGAAUUCAAAUUGCUUGUCAAAAUGGUGAACCUCCUCCAGAAUUUAAAGUCAACGUACAAUUUAUGGAACUCUACAAUGACGACAUUAUUGAUUUAUUAGAUCCAACUCAAGGAUAUAUUAGUGGUGUAAGAAUCAAAAUUCACGAAGAUUGCAAUGGGAGCAUAUACGUUAAAGGAAUGACACAGCAACCUGUAACUAGCGUAGGUGAGGCUUUAAAUUUGCUUCGUCAAGGAGCUUUAUCGAGAACAACAGGUGCAACACAAAUGAAUUCUCAAUCUUCUAGAAGUCACGCCAUAUUUACUUUGCUAAUAAAGCAACAAAAGUUGGUUCGAAUCGAGGAUAAAAAUGAUGUUGAAAAUAAUGGGAAAAAUGAAUUUGCAACUUUGUCUGCCAAAUUUCACUUUGUUGAUUUGGCUGGUUCUGAAAGAUUAAAAAGAACUUUAGCUACUGGAGAAAGAGCUAGAGAAGGGAUUUCAAUUAAUGGAGGUUUGCUUGCUUUAGGUAACGUAAUAUCGGCUUUAGGAGAUAAAACAAAAAAAGCCCUUCAUGUGCCUUACAGAGAUUCUAAAUUAACAAGGUUGUUGCAAGACUCUUUGGGUGGUAAUAGUCAAACUGUGAUGAUAGCAUGCAUAUCUCCAAGCGAUAGUGAUUUUAUGGAAACUUUAAAUACUUUAAAUUAUGCAAAUCGAGCACGUAAUAUUAAAAAUAAGGUAGUUAUUAAUCAAGAUAAAUCUUCCAAAACUAUUGCUAUACUAAGGCAGCAAAUUCAAGAACUUCAAAUAGAACUUUUGGAAUACAAACAAGGUAAGCGUCUGGUGAGUGCAGAAGGAGUUGAGGUUGUUAAUGAUAUGUGCCAUGAAAACAUACUCCUACAAACGGAAGCCAAUAAUUUACGAGUUAGACUUAAAGCCAUGCAAGAAACAAUAGAUACCCUUGUAAAAAAAAAUACAAUGCUUUUGGCUGAAAAAGCUGCCAAUUCUUGGAUUCAAUGUAGUACCGAUGGUAAUGUCGACGUUACCGAAAUAGUUACUGGUUAUUUAAAAGAAAUUCAAGAUCUUCAAGCAAAAUUACUUGAAUCGGAAGCAUUGUGUCAGCAAUUGAGAAAAACCACAGCAAGGCAACAAUCGCAUUUUUUAUCGCCUACGAUAACCUUAUCCAGUGAAAUACUUGAAACCGAUGAUCACAUAUUGAUAAAACCCCGUUCGGCCUGUGAAUUGGGUAGAACGGAAAAAUCCGAUAACAUCAUUUCACGAAGACAUCACACCUUUCACGAAAUACCUAUUAACAAAAAAAAUUCCUUACGUGAAAAAAACAUAACACAUAAUAAUAAUAAUAAUUUUUGUAAAAAUAAUCCGAAUGUAAAUGAAGCCAAAAUGGAUUUAUCGAAAAAUUUGGAAAUUCUUGCUAAACGUGAAAAAAAAGAAAAGAAUGAAAACGAUGAAGGAGGGCUUAAAGCCGAAGGAGAAAGCGAUUAUUCAGAUGACGAUAAUGAAGAUUCUAGCGUUGAAUCCUCCGACUCUGAAGAUAACGAAUCAAAAUACGGUUUGGAAUUGGCCGAAUUAACAAAUGAAAUAUCGAUAAAACAAAGAUUAAUUGAAGAAUUAGAAAGGUCACAACAAAAACUUCAUUCAAUGAAACAACACUACGAAGAAAAAUUAUUACAAUUACAAGAAAGAAUUCGUGCCACUCAAGAUGAACGUGAUAAAGUUUUAGCUUCUUUUGCCGGACAAUACAAUCAACCAUCCGAAAAGAUAAAAAAAGUUAAAGAUGAAUAUGAAAGAAAAGUUAACGAAAUGCAAAAAGAAGUAAAAAGAUUAGAAUCGGCUCAAAAGCAACACGCAAAACUUUUAAAAGAACAAAAUCAUCAAAGCGGUCAAUUGAAAUCCCUAAGAGCCGAAGUAGAAGAUAUGAAACGUACAAAAGUUAAUUUAAUGAAAAAAAUGAAAGAAGAAGUUCAAAAGCACAAAGAAAUCGAAAUGCAAAAAACUAAAGAAAUUGCUAUGCUAAGAAAAGAAUCGAGAAAACGUGAAAAUGAAAUAAGAUCAUUGCAAGCAGAGAAUAGAGUGAAAGAGGCUGUUUUGAAAAGGAAAAACGAAGAAGUUUCUGCUCUUCGAAGUCGAGCCAGAGGAAUCAUGUCGACGAAAGCAGCGGGAAGAGUAUUAAAAAUGAACAAUAAAACAUUUUCUUCUAAAGAAGCUAAAAAUAAAUGGACUGUGAUUGAAAAAAAUAUUAAUAAAAUUAAAUUAAAUAAAAAAGCAAUUGCAAUGUCUGAAAAGGAAAUGGAAAGAUUAAUAGCAGAAAGGGAAUCGUUGGGAAAAGAGUUGGAACAGUUGAUAAAGAAAAAAAAUUCUCUUGCUUUUUGUCGCAACUUAAAUCCUAAUGAAGUACAAGUAUUGGAUGAACAAAUAGAAUCUGCUCAAGCAAACAUGAAUUACCUUCAGGAAUCAAUAUCGGAAUGUCAACACAACAUCAUGGAAAUAGAAGAUGCAAAAUCAGAAAAUGAAUUUUUAACACAUCAAUUAGUUAAUACGAUUGAAGAAAGUCGGUAUCUAAUAGAAAAACUUUAUAGCAUGAUAGUAGCACAAACUGUAACUAAUGUCAGAUCCGAAUUGAAUUUGGAAACGUUAAAUGCUAAAAUUCAACAGCUGACAACUGAUAACGACACACAGAAUCAGCUUUUACAACAUUUAAUAUCAAGUCAUCAUCUUGGCAUUGAUAUAGAUUCAUUAAAACCGUUGGCCAAUGCAAGUCAAAGUAAUUCCGAGAACAGCACUCCUGCUUCUUCUAGAUCUAGUUCACCCACCUUUCCAUCAAACGCACAAAGCAGAAGUUUCAACGGUGGAAAAUCUAGUAAUUCGGCAUUCAGCUUUCUUAAGCACAGAAGGUAUACGGCUCUACCGAAAGAAUUGCUUUACCCAAUAGAAAAUAUAAAUAAAGUAGAAGAUGAAACACUACGUGACGCUCAAAAUUCACAAUCUUCCUUAAAAUUAAUCGCACCAAAACCUCCCGAAAGUGUGAACGUGAAUAAAAAAAAUUAUUCGGAAACAAUGUCUCCGAGGCUCCCAAAGCGAACCGUCAAUCUUUCUAACACUAAACUCGAUAUGGAGUCAACGGAGAGUCCUCCUGGGUCACCAACAGCCUACAGAAGAUUUACUAGUCGUGGAGAAAACGUUUUUUCCCGCUUGACUGGGGGCACUCAAGAUGUAGAGCCUUCUAUUGGGCGAGGUGUCAUAUCUGAAUAUUCAGGAAAAACUAAUAAUAAAGCUCCAUUUGGUUGUGUUUACGUUGCUUCUGGUCAUUCCCAUGCUGUUUUAUCCGUUUGCGUAACCGAUUCCCUUCUUUUCACAUCAUCAAAAGAUAGAUCGGUAAAGGUUUGGGAUUUACAUAAUGGUGUCGAAGUUCAAACCAUGACCGGUCAUCCUAAUAACGUCGAAGUUGUAAGAUACUGCGAAAUCAAUAGACUUUUAUUUUCAGCUUCUUCUGCUUACGUCAAAAUAUGGGAUUUAAGAGAAUCUCCAUCACGGUGUAUAAAAACUUUAUGUUCUUCUGGUUUAACCAUAAACGGAUCGGUAUCAUUACCGAGUUCCUCUAGAGCCGUAACCAUACCUCAGGGAGAACAGCAACUAAAUGAUGUUGCCCUUAAUAAAAACGGAAUGAUUUUAUAUACAGCUUCUGGAGAUCGAGUUAGAGUUUGGGAUUUAAGAAGGUUUAGUUCAACUGGAAAAUUAGCCGGAGGACAUCAAGCAGCUGUUAUGUGUUUGGCUGUAAGCAAAUUAUCUGAAACGGAAGAUGUUGUUGUGACGGGAUCGAAAGAUCAUUACAUAAAAGUAUUUGAAGUUAACGGAAGUUCCGGUGGAGUUUUCCCUCCUAAAAUGAAUUUAAAUCCUCCACAUUAUGACGGAAUUCAAUCAUUGGCUUUACAAGAUGAAAUUUUAUUUUCCGGAUCGAGGGAUAUGUGUAUAAAAAAAUGGAAUUUGACUCGUCCGAAAUUGACUCAGUCAAUUAAUAAUGCUCACUCAAACUGGAUCUGCGGUCUGGUAUUCAUGCCUGGUGGCCAACAGCUAAUUUCCGGUUGCAGAAGUGGAAUAUUAAAAAUAUGGUCAGUGGAAACGUGUUGUCUUUUGGGAGAAUUGAGAGCUCAUAAUUCUCCAAUAAACGACGUGGCUGUUAAUUCAUCUCACGUUUUCACGGCAUCAAACAGUGGGGAGGUGAAGGUGUGGCGUCCCCACCAGUCACUCUCUCCAAUGUCAAUGUCAACUGGAAAAAUGUUUCAACUAUCUAUGUAA
Pediculus humanus corporis (human body louse) is the source of this 4611-nucleotide messenger RNA. RefSeq names its product kif21, putative. The transcript is spliced from 24 exons. Gene Ontology annotation, biological process: microtubule-based movement; mitotic spindle organization. The record is from RefSeq and is a predicted model, not a curated record. NCBI's taxonomy places the organism in Eukaryota, Metazoa, Arthropoda, Insecta, Psocodea, Pediculidae. Gene Ontology annotation, molecular function: microtubule binding; microtubule motor activity; ATP binding. Bases 1 to 4611 code for a protein of 1536 amino acids.